AGAAAUUGCUUGAAGUUGAAGCCAGAACUUGGCAUCUGUUCGAUCAAUAUCUUGACAGGAAGUAAGUGCAACACUGCAAGUUCAACUCGAAGGCGGACCUGAAGGCGUCAUGGGGAACGAGCAGCUUCCAUCUGAGGCACCAAUUUCCAUGGAGGAGGAGAUUGCUGUUGGUGGCGAGCCGAAGCAGGGUCCUCAGACUAACGCCGUCGCGAAGCUGCUUUGUGAGGUGAUGGCGGUUCAGGCGGAGCGUGUGAAGACAUACGGCGAGUUUGAGCAGGGCUUUGCCACCUAUCGCACGUCUGACGAUGAGCAAUCUUACGUCGCACUGUGUCAGCAUGUGACCCAGAAAUUCAAAGACUGCUCACAGCAGAUCAUCCAGAUUGAGGCCGCACUGAAAGAAGCAGACGUGAACAGGGCGGACCUUGCUGAAACCCUCCGUGCACUCCAGUCUCAAGAGAAGAAGAAGCUGCACAUGACCGCCGUUUUGCAAGUCCUGAAGAAGGCCGGGCGCCCCUCAGAGCGGUCGAGCGAGCUCCGGGAGCAGUUGCGGCGGCAGCAAGGCCACCAGUGCCUUUCAGAAGCCGCGCUCAAUGGGGCAGCUGCGCAGUCAGGCGGCCUGACGGAAUCUCAAGAAGAAGCGGAGUACGAAGCCGCCGUGGGGGAGGCGACGCAGGGGGUGCAGGAUGCGGUGACGGAAAUAAACGAGAAGCUGGAGGAAAUCAGGUAUGAGCUUGCGGAUUUAGAAGAGCCUGCGGAAGCGGAUGGUUUAGAAAAGCCUGCAGAAAGGGGGGCGGUUGCGGGGGACGGCUUGCAGGCGGAAGGAGAGGGCUUGCAACCGAGCAUAGGUCAAUGACAGGAGGUGGACAAAGUAUUCUCGUGCGCUCUUGCACAUGUAAGUCGGUCGAGACCAACAAAUGUACGAGCAGCCUCGCACAGGACCGGCAGAGAAGAGUCGUAUUGAAGAUGCAAGCCAGAACAAAAGUGCAUGUUAGAAUCGACAUCGCCUAGGAAGACUGCAGUGACUAGUCUCGACAAUGCUCUAUCAAGUGUCUGUGACUUCUGGAAUGACCAUGGCAUAUACUUGUGUCAUAGUGACGGC
Klebsormidium nitens is the source of this 1099-nucleotide messenger RNA. The record is from the annotation of a GenBank genome assembly. Lineage: Eukaryota; Viridiplantae; Streptophyta; Klebsormidiophyceae; Klebsormidiales; Klebsormidiaceae.